This is a messenger RNA of Conger conger (European conger), 2211 nucleotides long. Its product is annotated as serine protease HTRA1B. The coding region runs from base 254 to 1684 and encodes 476 amino acids. Gene Ontology annotation, molecular function: protein binding; serine-type endopeptidase activity. Gene Ontology annotation, cellular component: extracellular region. Gene Ontology annotation, biological process: programmed cell death; positive regulation of apoptotic process; proteolysis. The record is from RefSeq and is a predicted model, not a curated record. The transcript has 9 exons. NCBI's taxonomy places the organism in Eukaryota, Metazoa, Chordata, Actinopteri, Anguilliformes, Congridae.
UCACUUAAUUACAUGCUCUGUGCAGAGGGAGGCAGACUCGUACGGUUAACCAAGCUUAAACAGACAUUUAAGCAAAUACUUUUUAUUGGCAAACAAAUAAAUUACUUUAUUACAAGUAAUUUCACUGAACAUUGUGAAAACAGUUUAGAGUAAAUAUAUAUUUUUAAAUAGUGAAGAAGUUGCGCUAAUUUUAAUAGUGAAGAAGUUGCGCUAAUUUUUCUUUAAAAAAAAUACUUUUUAUUACUUUUAAAAAAUGUUUUCAUUCGUCUUCUGCGCCGUUUUCUUACUUGUACCUUUACUUGCCGAAGCUAGGGUCUCCAAACGAUCCGUCAUCGGUUGUCCAGAUCGCUGUGACAAGUCGCGAUGUCUCCCUAUCCCGGCUGAUUGCUUGGCCGGUGAUAUACUGGACCAAUGCGACUGCUGUCCGGUCUGUGCGUCUGGAGAGGGUGAAAUCUGUGGUGGUACGGGCAAAUUAGGCGACCCGGAAUGUGCAGAGGGUCUGGAAUGCUCGGUGUCGGACGGAGUAGGCAACACCGCAACAGUCAGAAAGCGAGGCAGGAGUGGCGUGUGCGUUUGCAAAAGUUCCGAGCCUGUAUGCGGCAGCGAUGGCGUCUCCUAUCGAAACAUAUGCGAACUGAAAAGAAUCAGCAGUCGGGCGGAAAAACUGCAGCAGCCACCUGUCAUCUUUAUCCAAAGAGGAGUCUGCGGUCAAGGUCAGGAGAAUCCAGACAGCCUGCGGCACCGCUACAACUUUAUCGCAGAUGUAGUGGAGAAGAUCGCACCGGCCGUGGUCCAUAUUGAACUGUACCGCAAGAUGGUGUUUUCUAAGAGGGAGGUGGCAGUGGCCAGCGGCUCUGGCUUUGUGGUGUCAGAAGACGGCCUUAUCGUGACGAACGCUCACGUGGUGACCAACAAGCAGCGGGUGAAGGUGGAACUGAAGAGCGGCACCAAUUAUGACGCCAAGAUCAUAGACGUGGACGAGAAAGCAGACAUCGCCCUCAUCAAGAUCGACACUCCGAUGAAGCUUCCUGUCCUGCUGCUGGGCCGCUCGGCGGACCUGAGACCGGGCGAGUUCGUGGUGGCCAUCGGAAGCCCCUUCUCCCUGCAGAACACCGUCACCACCGGCAUCGUCAGCACCACCCAGCGCGGGGGCAAGGAGCUGGGCCUGCGCAACUCCGACAUGGACUACAUCCAGACGGACGCCAUCAUCAACUACGGAAACUCAGGAGGCCCCCUGGUGAACCUGGAUGGGGAAGUUAUUGGGAUCAACACUCUUAAAGUCACUGCUGGAAUCUCCUUCGCCAUCCCCUCUGACAAGAUCCGGCAGUUUCUAGCCGAGUCACACGACAGGCAGGCCAAAGGAAAAGCGAUACCAAAGAAGAAGUAUAUCGGCGUGAGGAUGAUGACUCUCACUCCAACACUGGCUGCAGAGCUGAAGGACCGUCAGAAAGACUUCCCCGAUGUCACUUCGGGGGCGUACGUCCUUGAGGUCAUCGACAAAACACCAGCUGCAGCUGGCGGCUUGAAGGAGAGCGACGUCAUCAUCAGCAUCAACGGCGAGCGCAUCUCCUCUGCCAGCGACGUGAGCAGCGCCAUUAAGACGGACGACACGCUGCGGUUGGUGGUGCGACGCGGGAACGAGGACCGCCUCCUCACCAUCAUUCCCGAGGGCAUCGACCCUUGACCCCUCCCUCGCCACGAGCUGGUUCUCAGUGUCUCGCUACGGACCCUCGCUGGGUGUGUCUGGAGCCACGCCCACUUUAGAAUUGUAACCAAUAGUCUCUCUCCCUGCGGCCUGGCGGGGCUGAAAAACUCCACCACCAGGAAGUGAACUGCGUGCGGAGCAAACGCGACCUUAUUUUAGACCCGCAGCUCUCCGUGUAUUUUUCUUUUUGCCAUGUAUGCUUCAGACGAUAGUACUGUCACCUAACCCAACCUCAUCGACCAGUGCUUCCUUACUCCUUCUCCCUUCUCCCAUUUCAUUUUUUUAUACUGUACUUAAUUUCUUAAUUUCCCAGUGAAACCCACCACCGCAGUCUGUUGAGAAGUGGAGAAGCAGAGAGAAUUCAGAGUGGGCAUUGCAGGCUACCGUAGUUUUCAUGUUAUUCUGUUGUUUUUGUUGUUGUUGUUGUUGUUGUUGUUGUUGAUGUGUUUUUUGAUUUCUUUUGGACGACAUUACAAGAAAGGGAAAUAAAAUAUUUUACUAGUCUA